CCACGGAACCAAAAAUUCAUUUCUUUACGGAUUAUUUUAAAUCCUCUUUAUCAAUUUAGUAUAAAUUGUUUGCCGCAGGCGCGUUCGUUAACACAAUAAGAUGGCGUUUGGCGCAGUAGUAGUCCUGACCUUGUUGGCUUCGGCUUACGCCUUCCCCUCCGAUGCUGUCUUCUCCAAAUUCGAUGACAGCGGCCCCCGCUAUGACUACGUCGAGGACGAUGCUGGCCAACUCCAUCUUGAAGACCACUGGAUCAAAAUGAGCGACCUGGCCCGCAUGGCAAGAUACAAUCCUGACAACUCCAAUAGAUAUCACCUUUUCACCAGGGCUAACCCUUCAAGGAGUCAAGUCCUGGUCCGCAACAACGUCAACAGCAUCAUCAACUCCAACUUUAUUGCGGGACGACGCACCAUCGUCCUGAUGCAUGGCUUCGCUGGAUCCGCUACCUCAAACUUCAACUCGGUUUUGGUGCCAGCUUUCCUUGCCGCUCAGGAUGUAAACGUCAUUGUUGUGGACUGGAGCUCAGGGUCGGCGUGGGGCCCCAAUGCUAGGCAGGCAGGUCAAGCCGCAGGCCGCUUCAUCACUUGGCUGAACGAAGUUAGUGGAGCGACUCCUAACAACUACCACAUUGCCGGCUACAGUGUGGGCGGUCAUGGAGCUGGUAUUAUAGCCAGGACUAUGGCUGGGAACGUGAGCUAUGUCACUGCCAUGGACCCAGCAGCCCGCUGGAACAAUAGAUGGCUCUUCCGUUCUGAUGAUGGCCUGUACACCGAAGUGAUUCACACUAAUGUGAACAACAUCGGCUUCACGAACCCUCUGGGUCAUGUCGACUUCUACCCUAAUGGAGGGAGGAACAUGCCUGGUUGUAUCACCUCGUUAUGUGAUCAUGAAAGGUCAUUCCACUACAUGGCCGAGACCCUGAGGACUGGUGGGUUUACUGGCCGCAGGUGUGCCAACCUCCCUGAUGCUCUCAAUCAACGAUGCAACGCUUCUGGAACCCUCAGCAUGGGCGGCAUCGCUCCGAAGACUGGGCUAUCCGGCAUCUUCCACUUGAGGACCAACGCCCGCCAACCUUUCUCUCAAGGCUGAUUGACAAAAUAAUAAAUUAAUAUUUAAUUAAA
Manduca sexta (tobacco hornworm) is the source of this 1119-nucleotide messenger RNA. RefSeq names its product pancreatic lipase-related protein 2-like. The transcript has 8 exons. The coding region runs from base 101 to 1087 and encodes 328 amino acids. Lineage: Eukaryota; Metazoa; Arthropoda; Insecta; Lepidoptera; Sphingidae. The record is from RefSeq and is a predicted model, not a curated record. Gene Ontology annotation, molecular function: lipase activity.